AUGAGCCCAACUACGCCGGAUGCGGGCGACAUAUUCCGCGAAGAUAACUACUUCGUGUGGGAGUUCAACGCAAGGAUGAGGCUGGCAAAGAAGGGAUUGCUAGAGCACCUAGACGCUAUGAAGGCCCCAGAAGAAGGAGACGCAAGCGCGUCAACUUGGAAAGUCAACGACAUGAAGGCCUUCGCGAUUGUGUCCACAAUGAUCAGCACAAAUCUUCAGUCAAUGGUGCGCACGGCAGAGACAACGGCAAAAGCAUGGGACAUACUGAAGACUUUCUUCCUGCGGCAAAGUAUGCACAAUCGUGUGCAGUUGCGGCGGCAACUACAUGAGUUCAAGUUGGCCAAGGGAGGAAGCAUCAUGGAUCACUUCCUGAGAUUUGACGAACUGUGCAUGACUAUGCAAGCUGUGGGACAAGAGAUCUCACAGGAUGAGCAUUUGGUCAUCCUAUUGGGUAGUCUAACGAGAGACUAUGACCCCAUCGUCAAGAUAAUUGAGAACAUGCCCGGAAUGACACUGUUUCACGCUAAGGAAAUGCUGAGACGGGAGUACGAUGGAAUGGCGAGGACAGAACACCAAGAAAUCGCACUGAAAAGUACGCACACUUCCAAGUACAAGAAAGGUCCGCGCAGACAUGCGCGGGAGAUCAAGUUCAAGCGGUGA
Messenger RNA from Peronospora matthiolae, 660 nucleotides. Lineage: Eukaryota; Oomycota; Peronosporomycetes; Peronosporales; Peronosporaceae. The record is from the annotation of a GenBank genome assembly.